Linum trigynum is the source of this 342-nucleotide messenger RNA. NCBI's taxonomy places the organism in Eukaryota, Viridiplantae, Streptophyta, Magnoliopsida, Malpighiales, Linaceae. The record is from the annotation of a GenBank genome assembly.
AUGGAAAACGUUAAUGACGUAAACGGCGGGGAAGACAACUCAAGGUCGGGAAACUCGAAUCAGGAGGAGGGCGAGCGCCAGCGGAGUCACGAGGUAAGCAUGGACGUGGAGGAACAGGAGAGCCCUGGGCGCCUAUCAGUAGACGAGGGAGAUUCUUUAACGAAGAGGGAGUUAUUUCGAAUCAUUGCUGACCAAGAUCGGGCCAUUGCGGCGCUCAGGAGAGAAUUGGAGGGGGAGCGAAGUGAAGACAUGAUGAUGUACAGCCCCGGAUGGAGGAAGCGAGACAGGGUGGGGGCAGACUCUGUAUCCCAGCAACAUGGACUACCACACCAGACCGAAUAG